This is a messenger RNA of Xyrichtys novacula (pearly razorfish), 38592 nucleotides long. Lineage: Eukaryota; Metazoa; Chordata; Actinopteri; Labriformes; Labridae. The record is from the annotation of a GenBank genome assembly.
AUCGACGCUGAUUGUCGAGGGCUGGAGGAAGGUCUCCCUGGAUUGGAACGCGUGAGGUUCUGGUUCGUCCGUGCGCUUUUACGCACAGACCGGUGAGCGGUGAGCGGACCUGAGAGCGUCUCUGAGAGGUGAGUGAACUUGGCUGAAGUGUCUCUUCCAGACCUUUGUUUUACCUCCACUGUGCUCGACUCUUGGUCCAUGCACUUGAGCCGAAGUCCCUCUCCUCUCCUCUCUUUUCCGCUUUGAGUGCCUGAUGCUGUUCGGAGCAUCAGGUGAAGCUGCUGGCACAUUUAUUGAGCUGGAUAGGUAUGCUAAUUAACCACGACCAUGCCCCACCCUCACUGGUUGAGAAUGAACCAAUCAGGUGCGAGUAAAGUUUGCACAAGGACAAGGGUGUGCAGAGUUUUUCUUGUAGCCGGAGCAUGACCCAGCCAGGAGUGUGCGUGGGCCAAGCGAGGACAUUACAAUGAGGAAAAACAGCGAGGAUCCUCUUAAAAAUGGGGAAAUUCAAUGGAUCAGAUAAAAAAUUCCAAUAUGUAAGUGUAAAAAGUUUCAAAUAGAACUUUUUAAAUUACAUUUUAAGUUAUAAAGUACGACAUAGAUCAUAAAAACCUAAAGACAAUGUUCAUAUCAGGACAUGCGCAGAGAGUAAAUCAGUGAAACCAGUUUUUUUCUACAUGAUAGUCUCAGUUACUAUCUUUAAAAACUUACAACGCAUCAGAAAGCUGUUAAAUUAGAAUAAUACAUAAAACCAGAGACCAGGCUUGGAACAGUAAAGCCUGCAGUCACAUACUGGCCUCUAGAGGAUGUUGAGUGUCAUUGCAAGCAAGUGCAUUUCCAAGGAAUUAGUGAUGGGCACUGCAGUUCUUUUAGAUGUACUGAAUCACUAGAAUGAGUUCACUACAAAGAUUCGUUCAUAAGAUUCAGUUACCGAAUCAUCAAAUCAUACAGUGCUUGGCAGAAGGGGCCUGCGACACCGACCUCCUGAACUGAUACACAAUUCAAUUUAGCAGUUAAAAAAAAUGUUUUGCCUGAAUAAAUGAUUCCAGAGAGUGUAGUUCAAUGCAUGAUUUGUGUACAAAGUGAUUCAGGUGUCGGUUCAUGCGGUCCCUUGUUCUCUGGCUGCUUGCCUGGCAAUGCUGCGUGCUUUACCAGCUGCACUGCUGACAGCUCAACUGAAGUGAGAAACGAACAAAUCACUUCAGUACGUUCACUGAAAAGAUUCAGUUCUUUUGAACAAAUCGUUCGCAAACGACACAACACUACAAGGAAUAUACCUGCUCAAGUUAAACACCCAGUAGCGGUAUGUGCUCCUCAAGCAGUCACAUAUAGACUUAAUUAUUAGAGGUCAAAAAUGUUCAGGAUUUACAUAGAUGGGGUCGUAUCCUGAUGAAACUGCUGAAUACACAAUCAAAACGAGCUCCAUAAUGCACCUUUAAUCUAAAGCAACAAUGAUUUCUCAUUGGAAAAAAUGUCAUGAUGAGAAGCUGGGCAACAUUUCUGCAACUUUUUGAAUCAAUAUCAAGAAGUUUAUUCCUUUUCUUUAGAGUUUUUGGUCUGUUUGGGGACUCUGGUGAGAGAGUGGGAUUGUGGAUGGAGUUGGAAAAACGCAGGUGAGAGUUUAGUUUGUUUGUUUUAACAGGGACAGUGUGAGAUGGCUUUACUCACAGAUGACAGAUUUAAGAAACUGCUGCUGGACAUUCAGUGAAACCCACUCUACAGAGGACAGACAAACACAACAGUGGAGAAUAUUGAAGAAAAGCUUCUGUUACACAGCUCACCGGGUGUUAUGGUGACUUCUUUGUCCUUCCUCCUGCUGGUUGGUUCGACUCAUUGCUGCCACCAUCUGGUCUGGCUGAUAAAACGCACUAUCAUCAAAAUUCAAUUUGUUUUUGGAACAAAUCCAAAUCAUCCCGGCAGGGUCAGUUUACAUGAUAUUAAUAAUUGAGUUGAUUUUAUUUAUUUUAUUGGGGAUCCCUAUUAGCCUUGGCCGAGCCUAAGAUAUCCUUCCUGGGGUCUUUAAGCCAACGUACAAUAUAUCAAUGCAUAUAUCUCAUAUAUAAAACGCCCCAUGUGGAAAAAAAUGUAUCAAUAAAAUAAAAAUGAUAAUAAUAAAUAAAUAAUCUAAACACAAACAAAUAAACACAGAAUACAUACAAAUCCACAAUACAACAAUACAUAAACAAUUACAGAUAGCUCUUGAGUCAGCAGUUAUGUAUAGUAUAUAAAUAUCAUGUAAAUACUAUAUAUACAUAUAUACACAUAUAUAUGUACACACAUAUACAUACAUACAAACACUCUCUUCUUGUGUAAUAUUUUCUGGUAGUUUGUUCCAUACUUGAAUUUAUUAUGUUUGUUUUUGUUUCUGGUUGUGUAAGUCUUCCUCUAGUCACAUGUCUGGUGACAUAGCUAUGUUUAUCUGAACUUAAAUUUACAUUUUUAUACAAAAUUGUUGUCAGAAUGUUUUUAAAGAACACUAGCAGUGAAUACAAUAAUCUUUUUUUAACUGAUAACCAGCCCAGACUGUUAUACUUGACUGUGGUAUUUGUUCUAAAAAUGCAAUUCAGAGCUCUUCCUGCUGCUCUGUUUUGUACAGUUUGUAACUUAUUUAUAUUUUCUUGUGAUGUAUUGGACCAGACUACUGAACUAUAGUCCAGAACUAAUAAUACUAAUGCUUAUAAAACUAGUAUAGUUUUAGUUUAGUUUGUAAAGUUGAUCGCAGUGCUGUUUAUUUCAUUUAUUUCCAUUAUGUAAACUAUGCAAGUGCUGAUAGUAAUUUGUUCCUGUGAAUUAAGGUGGAAGUUGAGAUUUGAGUUGCAGUACCACUUACUGACCACAAGAUAGAGAUAGAUAUUUCCACAUGGUGUGCUGCUUGAUAUUUAAUGUCCAAACUCCAUCACUGAACUUUACAUAAGUGGGUGAAACUUCCUUUUUAACUGUCUGAUAUUCAUUUCUCCAGCGAUUUUUUUAAAUAUUUUUUUCAUUCCUUCAGUUUUUCUUUCUUUUUAUAUUAUUAUUAUUAUUAUUAUUGUUUAUUUUAUUUUUGUUUUGUUUCCAGAAAAACUGUCUGUCAUCUUUGGUGUUAUUGGCAGAGUUACAGGAUAUCAGCUCAGCCAAAGUCCUGAAAUGUGAAUAAAGAUGCUGUGCCAGAUUACAGCGCCCUCUAACCCCAGAUUAAGGAUCACAUCCAAAACGUUUAAAAUCACGAGCACACACAAACACACACACAUACACACAAAUCUAAAUCCAUGAGUGUGUGUUGUUCCAGCACUUCACAUAACCUAGAUAAGAUUUGUCUCUUUCUAUAGCUCUAAUUUUUUAAUGUAUUUUUUAUGUGACAUUUACUCACGAAACUUUGAGCUCUAAUGGAUUUACGUUUAUUUACCAUUUGCUUUUACGAAUUUAUGAGUUACAUAUGGGCCAACAGAGGCAAUCAUGCAGCAACCAAACCAAACCGGCUUCAUGAGGAAAAACAUCCUGCAAAUGAAGCAACAACAACAAUACAAAUACAAAAUAAUGCAAAUAGAAAAACAAAGUCAAAUUAAAAACACAUAAAAGGAGUCACACAGCUGCAGCAGAGGAUUUUGCUCCAUGUUGGUUUAUUUAUUUUGAGUUUAUUCACGUGGUUUUGAAUUCACAGCAUAUCUCAAAAGGUCGUUUGUUUGCACCCGUAGUCUCCCUGAAUGUGCUUUCAGGAAAUGAAAUGAUCAACAUUCACUGUGAAAGUUUAGGAUUCCUACAUUUACUCUGUUAACUCGCUGCACUCUCGCUGCCCUUUCAUGGAUUGAUCCAGACUAAUCACCGUCUUAUUAUAGCAGUUAUUGACUCUAAAUGCAGCCGUUGUGGGAUCAAACCUCAGAUCAGACGAGCUCCAGGGGUCCUAAAGUCUCCCCGCCUCGCACAGUGUCGCCGCACGUUUAUCUCAUCCCGCUGCUUGUUUCUAAUCUGCCUCUGCUGCCGCUCGCCUCCUAAAUUAGUGUUUAAGCUGCAGGGAGUCACCCAAAGCUCGGAUCCUCCCUUAAAUCCUCAGAGUGCAGAUUUGAAAGUCGUUCCAUGUUUCAGUCUGGAGAGAUGAGCGAUAAUCUGUGCAUGUGAAAACGUGAGGAAUCAAGCGUGGCAGUAAUGACAUCUAACCUCAGAUUUCUUCUCUUUGGCUUCUUCUCCUUGUCCUCUCCUGACUCUCAAGUGUCCCAGUUUUCUCCACGUGGAUCAAUAAUUUCAUCUUUUACACUUUGCUUCAGUGAUAGAAGAGCAGCAGCACCAUCACCAACAUUUCAAAGACUCUGAAGGCAAAGUUUUGGUUUCAGAGUCCCUGAUUCAUGCUGGAAAUUGGCGCCAUGUUUCUAAAUAACUGUCCAUUUUAACAUUUAUUGUAAAAACCAGGUGGUCCGCUCAUCCUUCCAUCGUCUUUUCAGCUUCUAAAGAGACAUUUGACUGACAUGCAACCACGACAGGCCGUGCCGUAUCAACACGUGAGUUAACACGUCCUUGUUGGACUUCACCUCAAGGACUCUCCAGCAGCGUUUUCUAGUCUGAAGAUUAUUUCCCAUCUGUCCCAGAGACCUUCAAGUCCUGAUCUCUGACCAUUAAAUCCCCUUCCUCUUGUUUGACCCCUGCUCUGCCUUCCUGGGGUCAGAUGUGGUCUUCAGCAGCAGCAGCAGGAACCAGGAUCAGAGGUCUGAAGCCUGAAGACUCUGAUCCUGGUUCUGAAAGCAGACCAGUCCAGAGGAGGAGGAGGAGGAACUCAGACAGAAAACAUCCAAAACGACGACGAGUGUUUGCAUUAAAUCAAUCUUUGCACUUAAGUUGUUAACACUAGAAGAAAACUUGGACUGUGUGCGCGCUUAAUGGACAAUUUUCAACCACUGCAAUAACAUUAUGCAAAAAUAAUGAUGAGGGAAAAAUGCUGCAAUAUCCUAAUGUGCAGAAAUAGACGUCGGGAUUGGUGAGAGCUUCACACAGCGUUUAAGAAACAUGACUUUAAGAAAAGAGCAAAAUAAAAAAUAUUUAAACAAGAAAAAAAAGGAAAGAUGAUCAUGGAGAAAAAUUAAAGUCAAAAUGUUAGAAUAAAGUCGAUAUAUCUUAAAGUGAUUCGCACAGAUUCCCACGUUCCUCUGUUGUCCUUAAACUGUGAAAAUAGCAACAACUUCUUUUCUGUUUCGUUUGUUCUGCUCAUUUUAAAGAAAUCGCUUCAUUAUCUCUGAUUUAAAUGUUCAUAAGUGAGCGAUCGGAGGAUUUUUGGCACUUAAUGUAGAAGCUUUUAACAAAGACUCAUCCCUCCACGAUCUGGCAUCAUCGCUGCCGGCCUCUGGAUCCUAAUCUUACUUUGACUCUGUGAGUCAGCCAGCUGGACUCGUGCAGCUCAGGAGACCCUGAUUUUAAGACCUCAUCAUUUAUUUCCAGUUUGGUGAAAUCAGACCUUUAAGUAUCACCAGAGUCUAAAAGAAAGCUGGCCUUCUCCUGUUGUGUCUGUGUAUUUACUGUUCUCCAAUAAUCGCCUUCCUCUCCACUCCUCUUUUUGUUUUUUGUUUGUUUUCAGCAGCUCCGGCUAAGAAUAAUAUCUGCUUCUUUACCCCCUCUGACUCAGCUGUCACUACCUAAAACGCUCUUGUUUCUGAGUCAAAGACUGUGGAGUAAAGUGGGUCAAACUUCGGAUCUUUUUUUGUGAUUUUUUAAGACUCACGCUUGAAUGAAGCAGAGAAAUGCCGACUUUAAUGAUCGUUUGUCUACCCUUUUCUGAACAGUCAAGAUCUUAUCCUCUUAUGAACUCUCUGCUUAUUAUUAAAAUGUCAAGUGCACUGAGUUUUGUCGUGUUUGUAGAGCCCUGUUUACAAAAAUAGAGAUGGAUUAGAUGUAGGGCUAAAUUUGGACCCUAUCUGCUGUGUCAAUAAUUGUCUUUUUGUUUCGUUGCAUUGUUUGCAGUCCAGUUAGCAAGGAAUAGAUAUGUGUUCAUAUUAAAAGCAAAUUUAAAUAGAUCUGUUAGGAUGUAUCAGCAAAAUAACAGUGUUUUGGUUUAGUCUCAGUUUCACUGUAAAUUCCAUAGAGGCUUCACUCUGGCUUUUCACAGCAGUAUAAACCUAAUAAUGAGUUAAAGUUUGCCAAAAUUAAAACAUAGUUAAAGACCCACUCCGAUGAAAAUCAUGUUUUUCUUGUUGUCUACAUGUUCAUGUGGCAUUUUUUUGAUUCUACAGGACAUUUCAUGAGAAAACUAAGUGUGAAAUAACAUUUCUGAGUAUUUCUGCAAUCAAGUCGCUGUGAAUCUCUGGCAAACCCAAAACUGCAGGUUCAGACAGAGUGAGAUUUCUUACAUCACAAAUCCAAGCUCCGCCCCCUAAGCCCCGCUAUGCAGGCCAGACUCGGAAAGUAGAGAAGUCGAUCGCGGAACAAGCGUGUGCGUUAGCGGAUUGCAAUACUAGUAAGAAAGCUAAUUAUGAUAUUAACUUUCAUCAUGUCCCCAAAGACAUUAGUGUCCAAGAGCGGAAUAGCUCCUUUGUUACCUGCCACUUCUACAACACCGACAAUGUAAAGGUCGUGGAAUGGCGCAAAUAUACCAUGCGAGAUAAUGCAAUACUCGGAGGCCAAUUUUGACGAAAUCCAACGCUUUGACUCUCCACAAGUUGUCCUUCAGGUCGUUAUCUUUGUAAUGUUUGUGUCUUUUAUCAAAAAGCACUCUGUACUCUGACACAUAAACAAUCAGCCGGUUGGAUAUACUUGUGAAUCUGACAUUGCAACGACAUGCAAUCUGAUUGGUCAGAAGUGGACACACAGUAUGGGAAACUUUAGAAAAAUCAACUGUGAUGCAAAAAAAAAUAGCCGCAAAAUCGCAGGAUGGGAAAACGUCACUGAUAUAAACACUUGUAUUGACAGGAUACGGGUUUGAAAAAAAAAUAUUUGCGUCCAAAAUAAUCGCACAAAAAAAACGCUCCUGGUGUGAAAGGACCUUUGAGCUGUAAGCUAGCGUAAAGAUGAGUGUGCAGAGCAGCGCUGUCUCCGCCCACGACUCAGAGGUGAAUUACUAAUGAGCUACUGAAGCUCUGAAGAAAAGUCCUUAAAACGAAACAAGUAACGUGUUUUUGGCUAAAAACUCCAUAAUUUAAAGACCACUGACAACACUUCAAGAACCGUAUUUUUCACACUACAAGGUGCACCUGAUUACAAGGCGCACCAUCGAUGAACACGUCUAUUCGUAUCUAUUUUCAUACAUAAAGCGCACCAGAUUAUAAAGCGCAUUAAGUCAAACAAAACAGUCAGAUAAGUCAAACUUUAUUUAACUCAUUCAAUAACUCUGCAAGGCUAAGCUAGCUGCAGUGCUCCGACAAGCCAAACAAAUUUUAAGUGUGCCUUAAAGUGCGAAAAAUACGGUAGUAAAAACGAUCGGAGUGGGACUCUCUGAAGUAAAAAUUUUUGAUCAAAAAUCUUCUUUAACGGGAUCAAAUAAAUCAUCAUCAUAUCGCCCCCUACUGGAAAUCAGGAGAUAAAUUUUAUCUGACUACCUUCUGCCUGCUUUUGCUCUCUUUUGCGUUUAGAUGUAAACCCAGUCAAGAAAGAUUAGUUAUGAAUUCAUUUUGACAAACGAUGUGAGUGGAAUAUUUCACUGCAGCCAGAUUUUUCAGGCUUAAGACUUAAAGUAAAAUAUGAUCAAAAAACCCCAGAGGAAUAAAGUUAAGCCUCCCAGGGAAUCCAAAAUCAAACCGCAGUCCUCCGGGUCACUCCGGCUUCAUUAUCCUUUGAUUGGUCACCAGGAUUUCCCCGGAUCUCCGCGGUUUUGAACCGCUGCCACAGCUCGCUUAUACUCAGGUGACGGAGACGAGUAAAGCCUCUGUCAUGUGCGACCUGCACAUCCACCUGUGUGACCCUGCAGGCCCUUACUUAGCACUGGAUUCCUAUCGAGCUGUGAUCCACACAAACAUCUUUUAUAUCUAUAGCUGAGGGACACACUAACACAGAUAAACAGACACAAACAUAAGAGGAGGAGGCUGCAGAGAGAACAAUACAGAACAUGUGCAUCAUGUGUUUGUGUGUAAACAGAGCAGCGUGGACAGAGGGAGACAAAAAGGACAACACAAACUGACAGGGGGCUGAGUGUGUGUGAGCGCACGUGCGUAUGUGUGUGUGUGUGUGUGUGUGUGUGUGUGUGUGUGUGUUUUCCCAUUAUAUAACAGUAUUUAAUGUGCUCUAAGAUGUCGCAUUAGGGAUUAGUUUGAUAGUGACAGAGCUGCAGAUUGCCGCUGCUGCUGCCUCUGUGUGUGUGAGUGUGUGUCUACAGAGACAGACACACACUUGGAGUGUACUUGAGCGUAACACCCUUUAAAGUAACGACACUGUACAUGCACGCCGCUUUGUUUUUCAUUCAUCGCCGCACAAUGAGCCUGUGUUUUCCCUGUCUGGCUCAAAAGCAAAAGCCGUCUGUCUUUUUUUGUUUUGUUGUUUUGUUGUUGCUGCAGCAGUGUCCCCAUUUUUCCAGGGAUCAGAUCCUGAAUUCAACGGAAAUGUUCAUGAACCCCAGACCACAGAAGUAGCACUUAUUUGUUCCCGUGGGUACUCCACUUUUCGAGAAAUAAGAAGCGGAAUAGCCUUUGCAUAAUCUCCAAACUGAGCAGCAGCAAUAAAGCGGACUUAGGUUUUAAAUCUACAUAUUUAAGAUGCAGUAUGAUUAUUUAAUGGUGGCCGAGUCUGCAGGGGUUCAUCAUAACAAACCGCAGAGUCCCCUCAGUAUCUUCCUGCACUGCUGAUAUCAAGAAUAUCUCAUAACUGCUUUCAUGCACAUGAUUGUAGUUAUGCAACAAGAGGCCACAGUGAUCAUGACAGGGGAAGACAUGCAAGGUCAACGUCCAUCAGUCCAUCAUCCGUACUGGGGGAGGGACUGGAAGAAAACCAGCUUGCACUGAGAGGGGUACCCUAGAGGAGUCCACCAUCAGACAGUAAGAGUCAUCAUCAUCAUCAUCAUCAUAUCAAGACUACCUGCCUGAGGAGGAGCAUCUUCUCUGAGAGUGAGGAGCAAAUAAAGAGGUUCAACUAUCUGAAGUGUUUUUCACUCUCUGGAAACACAGUGGAGGAUAAGAUCUGCUCCUCCAGGAAGCUCGUUGUGACCCAGACGGAGAAAAACAUCAACGAUUUCGAAGCUGAAUGUGCUGAGAUGAUGGACAAGGAGCGAUUUCGAGGACCAGAUGUCCGGUAUCAUGGACUUCAUGAUUCACACUCCUAACAGACUUGCAGGACUUGGGAGUGAUGGGUGCAGUAGACCCAGGUCAGGUCACCUGUUGUUCACAAGUCUGAUAAAUAAUUGUUUAUGCUUUAUCGCUAAUUAACCAAUAACUGGACAAGACCAUCUACACAUUCACCUACGAACCUCUUGGUUUGUACCAGAAUCAAAUCAGGAACCUACUCAAUAUAAGAUGGGAUGCUGACUAGGGCUGGGCGAUACGGUCUCAAAUCAAUAUCAGGAUAUAUUGAUCAGUUUACCUUGAUAACGAUAAAUGGACGAUAACUACUCCACAAGCUGCUCACCCCCUCCCACAUUAACUUCGUCUACUACAGUCGCUACAACUUUUGAACCGUCCUCCAUCUUCUCACCUGUUUUUCCCUCUUUGUUAUGGACUGGAUGGGGUGGAGUCACGUCUCUGACGUAGGACAGCGUCUUAAAGGGACAUGAGACUAUAGCCUACCUACACACAUCCAAAAACAACUUUGAUUUUUUUGUUUUUUGACACCAUAUUGACAUGGGCAAAAUGAUGUCGGUUAUUGUUGUAAAUUUCAGUUCAGGGUGGGAGAAAAACUCGAUUCACAUAAAUAUCACAUUUUUUUAUCUAAAAAAUCAUAAAAGAAUCGAAUUGGGAGAAAAGCAUAUGGUUCCAGCCCUACUUCCUACACACAUCCAAUGCCAACUUUUACUUAUUUUUUUGACACCAAAUAUAUUGACAUGGGCAAAAUGACGUUGGUUAUUAAUGUAAAUUUCUGUAUCUGUAAAUUUUUGGUUUAUCGCCCAGCCCUAAUGCUGACCCAUCUAUGUGGUAGUUCGCAAUCACAGCCUGCAAAAACACGCCAUUCUAUGUAAGAUGUGGGCGACACCAACAGCCGGCACUGACAUGUCGUAGUCCUGUUAUUGACCACCUCACUUAUCCAGAAUGAUCCCUAACUGCAGGUUGAAAUAUAGACCUCUGUAAAGACUGCUCAUGCAUAUGGAGCUCUUGUAUUCUUCUUCUGCAAACAUCUGUCCAAAUGUCACUUUAUUAUCCGUCUAAACUGACUUUACAGCUGUUUAUUUCUUUGUUACGUCUAUUAGUGCUUCAGUAAGUUGUCAGGUUUUUGAUCUUAUCCUUGCUACCACAUUUGCUUCGCUCGGUAUUUCCCUCCAGAGAUUUCUUUGUGGGAUAAUCCUCGGCUUCACAAUUCUGUUUUUACAAAGUGUAUGAAAGUGAUUCUGAUCCGUCUCAUCCAUAUCUCCCAGGCUGCUUUCUUGAUCCUCGUAAUCCUCCUUACAAGUGCAAUCCACACAUUAACACACGCACACGCGCAGCCCUGCAGAUAAACACCGCUGUCUUGAAAUAAGUGUGACCACAUGACGGACAUCUAUCAGCGCGGGCCUCUUUGUUAAUUUUCAGCCUCUCUCUGUGAAUAAAUCCUACAAACACACACAGAGUGGAGGCCGAUUGUCUGCUCAGUGUUAAUCUCAUUUGUUUGUUCUAGUUAAACACAGUGUAUGUUUCAUAUUUAAUGCGGUCAUGAUUUAUUUAUACCAAAAAAGGCUGCAAGUAGCAUAUUAAGGGCGUUAUAUAUUAUUGAUUGUUAACUUUAAGGCUGUAAUUUACAGAAAACGCUGAACAAACCGAAUGAAACAGCUUCAUAAGUUCACAGUUUGAUUCCAGAUUUGUCUCAUUGACUAUUUGCCGCAUCAAUCAAACGUCUGAUGUGAGAAAUCUAAGAUGGACGGUGCCGCUUCAUUAUCGUCAUAAGUGCAGAAUCGAGCAUCCUCAGGAGAGUGAUGCAUUUCACAUUAUAAAAACAUGAGCGUGAUAAGAGCGGUGUAUGUCAGAAAGCUGCAUACGUGCGAAUAAUAAAAGAGGAGAAGACAUGAAAUAUCAAUUACAGCAGGGAGGGAACAAAGUCACGUCAAAACACCGGUGUUAUGGGAAUUGUCAAAUCAAAGCGUGUCCCCGACCAAUCAGACGUCCCGCUUGGAUAUAUAACCAAUAAUACACCACACUGGAUUCAGCGUAUUUACAUGAAUUAUCACUUCAUAUAGGAACAGACACAUCAGUAAAUGCGAACUCUUAAAGUUUUCCUGCACAUCCGACACCUGAAAACUGUCUCUGUCAGGUCAGGCUUUGUUGAGAUGUAGGGCUGGGUGAUAUGUAAAAAAAUUUAUCACAAUAUAUUUUUUCAUAUUAGUCGAUAUUGAUAUAUGUCACGAUAUAAAAAAAUGAAAUUUAACAGUGCUUAUUGGUAGCACGUCUUUUGCAAUACAAUAAGCUACUGCAUCUGUGAGGUUUUUGUGUCUCUUUGGCGUUUUGUCAUGAGGCGUUGCGCUAGAGAAAUUGGACUGAAUGGUCGGCUGUUUCAGCUGCACAGGCGCUGUGGUCUACUUGCUCCGCUCGGGCCUGUAACCUUUUGCGUUGCGCAUGCUCUGCUGCGUGGCGCUGCUUCAGGUGGUGAAAAAGAUCUGACGUGUUCUCAGACUUUGCAAGAACAUGUACUCGCCAAAAUUUGCAGUGCACAUAACCAGCAAUUUCCACUGAUUAACCCGUGCUGGAAAGGAAGUCUGGCACAGACACAAAAUAAAACAUCCGGCCAGUGUCGUCAACGAUGUCGCCACCUGUUGAGGCUUCAUCUGCAUUUCUGAUGGGGGUAGCACUUACUUCCUUUUUUUCUCACCAACAGUGCUGUCGGCUUCACCUGUUAAAGUGCUAUGGUUGCGUGUAGCUGCAAUCUGAUACUAUGCAGUUGUUUGCUGCUUGGUUCUAAUUCAGCAAAACUGACCUGGAGAAACUCCUCUUUUCAUUGGCUAUUCAUGUAGUCUACCAAAAUGUGGCAAAAUGCCGACUAUCGAAAAGCCUAUUGACCAUGUUUUAUAUUGGUAAGGAAACUAAUUUUUUGACAUAUAUCAUUAUCGUGUUAUCGCCCAGCCCUACUGCGAUGUAUAUAUUUAUAUCCUAAAAACCUUUGCUGGUGUAACUAAAGUCUUGUGGUUCAAAAUAAGAUCCUGGAUCAGUCCUUUGAAGCCUUUCCUGAGCCCACUUUUCCAAAGCUGUUGCUGUAAAUAAUGUAGCUCUCAGCACAGCGUCUCCAUUUACCGUUCAAACGUUUGAUAGAAGGUCGUUUUCUCCAGCUAAAAGCGUCCGAUCUCACUUUAUACGUCUUUCUUUUCAGAUUUCUCACCUUCUUCCCGUCUUCUCUUCGAUUGUUUUCCUCCAUCUCUCUCUCCUUUUUUACUGCUCCCUCUCUCUCUCUACAUCUCUUCCCACUAUUUUUGGCCCCACAUGCAUCAAUUAUUCAAACCUGUGCAUGGACUUUCAGGCUAAAGGGUUAUCAACAAGAGCUAUCAGGGUCAUCAUAUUACACCUGAGCGUCCACCUGUGACACACACACACACGCAUCCCACAUGAGGAUGGAUGCCCACGUGCACACGCUCACUUUGUGGUGUGAGCACUCGGAGACGCACGACAGGUGUAGUCACGUUUUAUUCCCAGCAAGGUUGAAAGUGAAAAACAGAAAAAAAAAUGCAGGAGAUUCAGAAGCUGUCAUGUUGUAUUUAUUAAGAUAAAAACAAGAAAAGGUUUUUUAAUUCUGGAUAAAGAUCCUGAACAGUCUCACUGAAUUUCUGACGUGAUAUGAACCAAAACAUCCACAGAGUCAGAGGUGCUAACGGUGACAUUUCAAGGCCUCUGUGAGUCAGAAAUCAGGGUAUAAAAAACACCAGUGUUGUUGCUAAUUUUCUUUUUAGAAAAAUAUGAAUUUCAGCCACCCUUAAAACAUAUAAAAAACACUUAUAGGAGCUUUAAUCUUGGCUCCUGUAGUUUACCAGACUGCCAGAUUCAGGAUUCUAACUAUGAAGAUGUUCGAUACUUGAUCCUGAUCAGUCAAAACCUCAUAACAACAAUGAUGCAGAUCACACACCUUAUAAAAAAUCGGCCCAAAGUUAGGAGUCUGGCAUUUUUCACCUCUGCCUGUUGACACUAGCUGCGUUUACAUGGGCACAAAUAAUGGGGAUAAUGGCUUGAUUGGAAUAAAAAUGCGUCAUGUAAACAUGUCGAUUGCCAUCUAGUGACACCAUUUAACAGAGGAAAGAUCCUAAACUGAAUGAAGUAAGCCACUACCACGUUUGUUGGUUUGUUGACAGCACAGGCGUAAAAACUACUUCUUCUUCUGUGGUUGUUUUAGCGAAACCAGACAACUCUUCGCAUGUCCAAACGCUUCUAAUCCAAAUAAAGCUUGGCGCAUGUCUACGCACGUCAUGAUCGGAUUAUUUGAUUUUGUUUCCAUAUCAAGUUUUCAUUCGACGGUCAUGUUACGCACUCAUGCUUUUCCUCAAAUCAGUGACAUCCACUCUGAAAUCCCCAUUUAAAGGGUUAAAAUCAAUAUCUUUUCCGAAAUAUUAAGUAGUUUUUAUCAGGACUGAGUUUAAUAAAGGGAUCUGAGAAAAAAGUUUUAAAAAAAACUCUCUGAUAUUUACCGCAGCUAAAGUUAGUGGCUAAAAACAGCCACGAACAGGACGAAAGGGUGUAAAAUUUAAAAUCUGAUGCUGUACAAAAAUAAUAAUGCAUCAAAGCCAAUGUUGUUACUAAUAUUCGACAUAUCCAAGGGUGUGAUAGCACGUAAAAAAUCUCCUGCCUCUGAUCAUUUUUUAUACAGAAAAUCAGUCAUUUUGUGAUUUUUUCUCCCCCAAAAUCAGUGACAUCACCUCUAGAAAUCAUCAUUUAAAGUGUUAAAAUCCAUGACAUUAAAAAAUUACAUGAUAUUUUUGAUUAGGACUGAAGUUAAUGAAGAGAUUUGAGGAAAAACAAACUGAAAAAAAUAUAUCGGAAAUGUUUUUAUAGCAGCUAAAGUUAGUGGCUAAAAACAUCCACGAAGAGGAUGAAAGGGAGUAAAUAUUGAGUGGUGCACAAGGGUUAAACAAGGUGCUACAUUAAAGUGAUAGGCUUGGUUUGGACUAUUAUGGGAUGGUAUUUUCAGCCUGCUGUUAGUCAUUUGGUCUAAAAUUUACCCUUUGAGGUGUAAAAAUUACAACAGAGCCUCAUCAAUGUUGGUAUCAGUAUCAGUUUCAGUCUGUUUCUCAUGUAAAACUCCUCACUGUGCCUUUAAAUUCUGCUGUAAAAAUGAGUAUUGCUCUAAAGGGCUUUAACAUUUAUAAGCUUGCUUUAAGUGGACUACUUUUAUUUACACCUCUGCAGUGUCCUCACUUUACAGCUUGACUAAAGAUUUACUGCUUUGUCAAAGUUAACUAUCAGGUAGUUUUGUUGCACAAAUAACCCAACGAUUGGUUCCUCACAUUCAAACUACAAGUAAAUGUUUGUCCGGUGCAAAGAAGUAGAUAUAAGAGCGAAUGUGCGAUGACUCUGCAGUGAAACGACAGAGCGAGAGGGAAGCACAAUGAGAGAGGCAGAGAGGGAAAGAGCAGCAACCAGGAAUAUCAGGACUUAAGGCUGCAUGAGUUACAGCUCAGCACAGCUCAGCGAAUGAGUUACUGUUAUGCAAGAGCUCAGUCAGCCCAGCUGGAGAUCAGAGAGAGAGAGAGAGAGAGAGAGAGAGCGGCGGACCGAGCAGUGAGAGCACGAGUGAACAAGCCCAGGGACAGAGAGGAGAGGAGAGGAGAGGAGAGUGGAGGAGAGGAGAGGGAGGGAAGAGCCGGAGAGAAAACAACGGCGAGUGAGCAGAGAGCAGGCAGAUUUCAGCUGGAUCUACCAACAUACGCUCUCUCACUUCCUCUUUUCCUCUUUUAUUCCUAUUUUUCAGCAUCAUGAGUGGGAAUAUAGAGGAGGAUCUUCUUUCUCCAGCCCAGGAGUAAGGAGCAAAAAGGAAGAAGAGGAGGAUACACAAGAAGAGGAAAGAAAGAAAGCACCAAACUUUCUCCUGAGGAUCUUCUACCUCAAACUGAGAUCCUGGUCAAGUCCGAGCACCUGACCAUGAAGCUGUGAGCCCCCCUGCUUCUCAUCAGAACUCUUCUUCUCCAUAAACAGACCUCAUGUCUCCAGCAGCAGGACCCACAGCUCCAUGGGUGCUGCUGUGCACCCUGCUCUGUGCUCUGGUCCUGGUGAAAGGAUCCGGUCUGAGCCCAAAGGACUCUAAAAAGAUCGCAGGAACGUCGCAGCCAGGGGACUCCACACCUGGCACUGGGAUCCAGCUGCAGCCGGACCUGCAGACUGAAGCCCAGGCGCCCACGGAGGCACCUACAGACCUACAGACAGAAACACUGACAGAAGUGCAGACAGGGGCACAGAUGGAAAACAAGACGGAUAAACCGGUUCAGAAAACCACCAGCAACUACACAGGUGAGUCAAACAGUCAUGUACUCAUUUUACUGUGAGCUUGUUGUGCUGCAAAAAAGUUUUGAGUUCACGCAGAAAGUGUCCGAGUCGAAUCCAAACAAUGUUUCUCACUCUGUAUCGAAGAUAAACCUCUUACAGCCUUUCAAUGAGAGAAUUGUUUGUUGAUGCCUAAGACGAUUAGCUGAGUCGUCAAAAGUAGGAAAACAAAUCAUCAUCUUAAUAACCGCUGCAGUGAUUUUCAUCAGCCUCGAAAAUAUGUUCCUCUGUGAGAAAUCUUGAUUAAAAAAAAGGAAAUUAUGAGAUUUUCAUGUCAGGAAUCGUGGAAAGUGAGGGAAACACUCUGCAGACCAAAGUAUUCAUAUAUUAAUACUUCACACUUCAUCCUUUACACCAGUGCAACCAGUUUACCAGAAAUAUAUGCAGGGAGAGGUUGUAACCAGAGGGUAGGGCUGGGCGAUAAACCGAAAAUUUACUGAUACCGAAAUUUACGACAAUAACCGACAUCAUUUUGCCCAUAUCGGUAUUUUCGGUGUCAAAUAAAUGAAUAAAUAAGAGUUGGUUUUGGAUGUGUGUAGGUAGGCUAUGGUCUCAUGUCCCUUUAAGACGCUGUCCUACGUCAGAGACGUGUCUCCACCCCAUCCAGUCCGUAACAAAGAGGGAAAGACAGGUGAGGAGAUGGAGGACGGUUCAAAAGUUGUAGCGGCUGAAGUAGACGAAGUUAAUGUGGGAGGGGGUGAGCAGCUUGUGGAGGUGAACUGAUCAAUAUAUCGUGAUAUUGAUUUGAGGCCAUAUCGCCCAGCCCUACUUUUCACCCUUAUUAGGACACUAUCAUGCUUUUAUAUCAAACCGUGGUCAACCAAUAAACUUUGAAGUGACCAGUUAAGGAGACUGGUGUGAAUCUCUGCCAAACUGACCACAGACUCUGGACUCCAGUGUAAGCAUGGGCAGAGCACAGAAGGUACUAGAAAGAGCUCCACAUCUGCAGCUGCACAUUGCUGAAUGAAAUUGAAGUCUUUUAUCCCUCUACUGGACUUCCCCAAAAUAGACUGUGCAGCUUGAGUUGGUGCUACUCUUGAUGUUGACUACACCUAUGUGAAGGCAUGUUGGCUGUGCAUGUGUGCAAAAAUUAAAGGAUCAUUAACAGAGGUAGAUACACGCUCCCUGUUGUCCCCUCAGGUUUCCCUCAGUGGCCUUACUUACCACCUCUGUUUCUGCAGCUGUCGCUUUUUCUGUUUUAAUCCCAGUAUUGACACGAGAGUGACCUCUUCAAUUGUUGCUAAGUCUGUUGUUUACAUACAGCACAUCUGGUGGUUGAAUGUGACCCGGACUUCACGGCGGCGUUGCCCGACAACUUUGAUAGCGCACAGUCAAGUAUCCUCACUGCUGGUUUCUCUGAACAUAUAUUCCAGAUUUUACGGUACUUGCAUCAUAAAUCUAAAAAUGCUGACUCGGCAGUAACUCAUCCAGGUUUUGGUGGAGGACCAGCUGUUCCUUUAAGAUCACAAGUCCAGUCGUUAUCACGCUUUCCAACAGUAUCAAAUCUCCCAAAGUAUCUCUUAGAGACUGACUGACAUCUCACUGAAAUGUAUGACAGACACAGUGUGUAGACGUAGGUAUUAGGGCUGGGCGAUAUGGCCUCAGCGUCUUAAAGGGACAUGAGACUAUAGCCCACCUACACACAUCCAAAACCAACUUUUAUUUAUUAAUUUUUGUGACACCAAAUAUAUUGACGUGUGCAAAAUGACGUUGGUUAUUGGUGUAAAUUUCAGUUUUGGUAAAUUUUUGGUUUAUCGCCCAGCCCUAGUAGAAAUAUCAUGAGAUAUAUCAACGCUCCCUUGCUCACCCCUUUCACCUGUAAAGUGAUGGUGGCCUUUAAGGACAAGAAGCAUCUGUAUUGCAAGAGAAGUAUAAUGCAAAAAUGCAAAUGUUACCCGUUUGUCUGUUCUGUGCUGCCGUAGAAACAUUGUGGUGCAAGCUGGCAGCCUCCUUAGUUAUCAAAGACUCACUUUAAGAUAUAAAUUAUUACAUUCAGGUGAUAAUACACUAGUUUAAACACAGUAAUGAGUCUGCAUCACGGGCCUCUAAAUCUAGUCCAAAGUCCUGUGGGGACCGUAAUAUACCGAGAGCAGACCAGGAAAAAGCUCAAGAACAAUCUUCUUUGUAAAUAACUGAGGUGCUUUGAAUUUCAGAGUUCGCCGAACUCACGCAAAGCUUGUUAGAAAUUUUUAUCCAAGAGGAUGAAAAACCAAGAGGGUGUGUGUGUGUGAUGGAAAUCUGUGUUAUGACAAAGUUUGAAAAGUUUCGAUGUGAAAAUUAGUGUUGUGUAGCGGGGUUUCUUAAACGCUCCUGCUAGAAACUUCAAAUGAGACAGACUUAAACAAAUACUAAUACUUAUAUUUGACCGACUAAAGCAAACAAGACCGUCAGAAGAGGAUUCACUAACAGGACUCAGUUAACACAUGCACAGGUCAGAGGUCAAGAUCAGCAAAGUGGUACGAACAACACGAACUAAAAGGAGUGUUUUCCUAUACUCUCAUUUUAAAGUUGGUUUUCUAUGUGCUGACCGUGAGUGCAUCAUGUGUGCAUGAACGUGUCUCCUCGAGGGCUUUCUGCUCCAAACUGACUGAGUCAUCAGUCAGGAAGACCCCGAGUCAACUCUCAUUAUAUGAGUCUGAUGUCUGUGCUUUUUUGAGCUUCAUCGCUGUACAUAAACAGAUGCUGGCACGACGGUAGAGCAGGCGGUAAAUUUGAUAAAAUUAGCUUCAAACUGACCGCUCAGUGCCAAUCAAAGCUUUUACCAGUAGUGAAAAUACUGCAGAGGAUUUUUCUUCCUCUGACCAGACAGAUUUGGUAACUCUCAAAGGCACUGAACACAGCAGUUUGACAUUAAAAUAUCACUUUUCUUCUGCUUAUGAAAACAAGACUUGAGGAGGGGCUGUGAACUGAGCUGCCACUCAAAUAUGUCUGAGAUAGGAUCUCUCUUGUGCUCAUUGUAAGCAUGAUUUCUUACCCCUAAAGUCUACUCCUCAAAAGAAAUGCAUCCUACGAGCUGCUAAACACAAACAUAAGCCGUGAUGACGAACAUAUCCCCAACAGUAGGGGCUGGGAGCUGAGCUGCUGUCUGCUUAUUGCUCACAGUCUUCUUAUCCUCAAAACAAAUUCGAAACAAAGGUUGAAAUUGGAUAAGGACACUAAAUACAAAACAUGUUUUGUAGUUUCAAUUUUCACGAAAGGGGCUGGGAGCUGAGCUGCUGUCUGCUGACAGCUCACAGUCUUCUUAUCUUCAAAACAAAUUUAUCCAGAGGUUAAAAUUAGAAAAGACACCAAACACAGAAAUAUUUUCUGGUUUAGAAAACAUUUUUCAUGAGAAGGGGCUGGGAGCUGAGCUGCAGCUUACUUAUUCUCUGGAUAAAGACCCAGAAAAGUGUUUAUUGUUUACAAGAUUUUAAUUGAAGCCAUAUAAAAUUAUUGUCAGUGAUCCUCGUCUAUCCAAAACAAAUUAACCUGGAAAUUAAAAACUGGUCUAACGACAGCUUUAGUCUGACAAUUUCUCUCAUUUUCUCUUGAGUAGGGGCUGCAAACUGACUAACUUUAUAAAACAUGCCGAUAAAAUCCUUCAUCCUUCAGUGUUUCAGCUUAAAGUGAUGGAAAAAUGACUCUAAACACAAGCAAAGCAGUCAGGGAGAAAACUUUCUCCAACCUGCAAACAGCCAUUCUCAUCUCGUGCAUGCGUGUAUGUGUGUGUGCGUGCGUGCAUGUGGCAGGUGAUGCUCUUAAAGACAGUUCGUUAUGUCCAGGCGUGAUCUGCUCAGCCUGAAGAGAAAAGCUGCAGCGCCGCUCGCAUGACUUCACCUCUGGUGGAGCAUGAGCUGCCUUUAUCUCCUCCUCCUCCUCUCUCUCUCUUUCUCUCUCUCUCUCUCUCUCUCUCUCUCUCUCUCUCUCUCUCUCUCUCUCUCUCUCUCUCUCUCUCUCUCUCUCUGUUUUUCCUCCAACAUCUGUCUCUCUUUCCUCUAAUUACUCUCUCUGCUGCUCUUUGUUUCCCGUUUUUCCUCAGCAUCCAUCACUUCCCCUCUUCUGUUAUUUCCUUCCACUGUCCCUCUCUCUCUCUCUCUCUUUUUUCAUGCACUUAUUCCUAUGUCCCCCGCCCGCUUGCCUGUCCGCCGCACUCUCAGAGCCCAUAUCCUCACGUGUAUGCAUGAAUAGCCCACAACAGAUGACAAAAUGCAAACCUCACGUGCCCAAUACACACACACACACUCUCUCAGACACACACACACAUAUACGCACACGCAGGAAAUGGACGCACUCGGCCUAAACGACACCAAUCUUCUUAAAGGUUUAGAGAAUAAACACAGUUACUCGAUUCAUAACAGCGGCUCUGUGUCUGACAGAGCAGGAAUAAGCACUUUAUACUUUAAUAACACACACUCACACACACACAGGAAGGUGAUCAGCUGGCUCGCCACGUCGCUCCGCAUGCAUGAAUUACGCCACAUUAGAGCUUUUAAGUGAGAGAGCGUCCAAAAAAACUGUUAAUCCUGGAGAUGUGAUUAACAUCAACGUCCGAAAAACCCAAACAGUGAGAGAUUCACAUGCUUCUGUGAAUAAUUCGAUUCUUGCCCAGUGAAUGUAAACUGGGACAAAGACUGCAGCCCAGUUCAAUCGCCUAAUCGAGCUUUAAUUGCAGCUUGACUUGUCUGUGAAUACAAUCGUACUGAGUGUGAUGGGAUAACCGCUCAAUCAUCCGCUUUUGGGACACUCGAGUUUGGCUUACUUCUGCAAGAUCUGCACAUAAAAACACUGAGAGUGCAGGUGUCGCAGCAGGAUCUGUCGAUGACGGCAUGUUCAUCGAUCGAACGGUGAAGUAGUCGAGCUACCGCACAAUCUUUUUCCAGGUAAUUAAAGCGACUCUCCCCCCGAGGUAGGAAAUCUUUGUUACACCAGAGGAGAGGUCCGCCAAGCGUAAAAAUACAACACCCUUUCAAGAAAUCGUACAUCUCCUCCGAGUCGAAUCCUGUGUAUGUUUUCGUAAGAGUCAAUAACAGUUUACAGAGUUUUUUCAGUGUCGUAUCACAGAGAGGUCAGAGGUCAAAAUGAAGCCAGUAGAGGUUCAGUCUCUCCGGGGGUGGAUUAAUCUGAAACACUCCUUGCAUUCUAACUCCGACUCGCCGACUCCGCAGAUUCAUAAUCGAUAAACGCAGUGGAGCAGAUGUGUGAAGUUUUUGCAGAAAAAGCCCGGGAGCCAGCCUCAAACCGAGCUUUUAGAGUCCAUCGAUGCGGGCCGAGAAUCUUUACACACUGCUGGUCCAGGUAUCCUUACUGCUGCUGUUUCUGGAGGUCUAUUGAUCAGAGUUCCUCGAUCGAUCGGGUUAUCCUGAGGUGCUCUUUUUGGACGCAGACAGCUUUAAUACAGUAGUCUCCUGUCUGUUUUUACUAAAAGUGCAACGCUCAAGUUUAAUGUGUUUGAUUUCAUUCAUUCAUAAACUUACUGCUGGGUUUAAUGACUCAUUUGGUACUGGAUUGAUACUUGCACAUGAAGACUUUUAUUGCAGGAAAGAUAUAUUUAGUGCACAAGGUGAUGGUUGAGUGCAAAUAUCCUUUAAUAUCACAUUUAUCAACACUGAGCAUGGGAAUGGGAAAGGACCCGGUUUGUCAAAGUAACAGGAAGUACAAAUUUCAGGCUAUAAACACAAUAAACAUGAUUGAUGAUAACAGCUGAAUGAUUGACCCCAGCCUCUUGCAGCCUCUUUAGACCCAGGGGUUAUUUUCUCAUUGCUUUAGUUCGUAAGCUCAUCUGAAAUACAUAAUGCAUACUACAAAGUGGACUUUUCUCUGUGUUUUGACAAUAACUAAAGUUGCAGAUGUGUGUGCACACUCUUUUUUAAUGCAGUUUUAUCAAGUUUGAGAUCUUUUUUCGACACCGUACAUGAACUCACGCCUCCCUUUCGUGCGUGUUUCACCUCUGACUGAACACAAACAGCUGUUCGCUCUUUGUUUUUGCUUUGUUGAAGGUUGAAGUGGCGACAAAAAUGAAGAUAGAUUAAACUUUCUACUCUUUGGAAAGGUGUUAAAAAAAAACUUCCAUUUCCAGUGACCAAAACCUCUGUGAAGAUGCAGCAAACCCAAUAAUCAAAACUCAGUCUGAAGUAGUGUGUCAUACCAGCAGUGCCUGGCCAUGUAUUUGUGGGACAGUGACCUCCACAUCUGAGGACAAUGGCACAAAGCUGUGUACCUGCUGAUCAUGUAUUAGCAGAGUCUGCAGUCAAGUGAGGUCGUACUUACAGCGUGAGCUCAAUCCCAACGUUAGCAACUCUUAAAUCACACAUCCAGGUCUGUGUGAAUGAAAUAUUCCAGCUAAAAACCUUUAUGGACAACAUAGUAAAGUUCAAUCAGAACAAAAUAAGGUAUGAACGAUCAAUAGGAACCAAGAUCCUCAGCCGAUCAGGGCAUCAGCUCCUGGACAGUCUGUGGUGCAACGACACAUGAUGUCCCAGAGAUGUUUGGUUGGAUUCAGGUCUGGGGAAUGGGUGAGCCAGUCAAUACCAUCAAAUUCCUUCAUCAUACAACUACAAGGGACCGGGCGUCGUCAAGGGACCAAGCAUUGACUGUGUGAUCACAGACAACAACUCGGUACUACUAAGUAGCAGCGUACGCCCCCCGUAAAAACUGUUGUUCAAGACUGUGCGCAACGUGCUUACUUGCGCUUCCUACCUAUUUGGCUACCAUAAUAACUGUUGUUCUAGUCUACACGCAACAUUUUGUUCUCAUUCAUGAAACACUUAAUUCGGGGACAUUUCCGGGGACACCUUUAGCCAGGGACAGGUCAUCCAAAACUGGGACUGUCCCCGGAAACAUCAGUGGCCUGCUGGAGGUCAUUUUGUGUGGCUCUAGUCGUGCUCUUCCUGUUCCUCUGUGCACAAAGGAGCAAAUAGUGGUCCUGAUGUUGGGUUGUUGCCCUUCUACAGACCUCUCAACCUCUCCUGGUGUACUGGCAUGUCACAAUCAUUAUUGAUUCCUAACUGGACUGGUAGAACUGGACCUGAAAGCACGGUUGUCAAGCCGUUUCUGCCUCGACCAAAGUACUGAACAUGAUAAAUGGUGACACCCUUUAAACCGUCUACUGUCGUAGCUUUUAUAAGUGAGUGAUUCAUGGGAAAAUGUUGGCAUAGAGAACAUCAAUGCAAGCUGACAAGCAACUCAUCUCGGACUGAUGAAAUAAUUACAGAAAAGUUGGGAGUAGAAGCUACUGAGGCGGUGAGAGAUUUAGCACCGCACCAAUAAAUAAAAACGGGCAGAAAAUGUUUUUCAGAGUUCAGAGAAAAGUAUAAAUCUCCAAGUGGAAAUCCAAGAGCACCACUGUUGCUCAAAAUAAGUGGUUAAAUACGGGCAACCUGGUCACAGGCUUCACAGUCAAUAGGAAAGCAGUUGCAGCUCUGCAGUUGGUCGACCUCACGCAGAGAAUCUGUCAGGCAGCUGAUGAGCAGCGGUUAUUUCCGCUUUAGAAAAGCCUUAAGGCUUACCUUUAACACGGUAACACAAUCUGUUAACCUCUCCAGAGUGGAGAAGGGCUGCUGUUUGUAUUAAUCCCACAGGAGGCCCAUAUUAGUUACCUAGCAGGCAGUCUGCUUCUUAAUCUGACACAGCGGGUGAGUUUACAGGAAAUCCUUGAUGUCAGUGGUUUAAUUUGCUUUAAAUAACAUUUGAAUUAAACCACUUUUUAGUUAAAAAAACCUUCUGUACCAGUUUCACAGUUUGUGGGGCAUGCCUGUAGAGUCUAAUGGAAUGAGCCAAUUUUACGAGAAUGAAAUGCAACGGCGUGCAACUAAGCAGUCAGCAGCAGAAUCGCACUUCUCGAAGUCUGGAGAGGAGAAUUACUCUGAAAGAUCAAAUAACAGCGUUCAGUUUUAGAUGCAGCAUCAACCUGACGUUCAGAGUAAGCAGCUUAUUCCACACUACGAGUCUCUUUAGACAAGAUCUUCAGCCAAAUGCCUAAACCGUAAAUAUAAAAUGUUACAAUGCCUUUAAUCUGAUUAACGCACAGGCAAAGCCAAUUACCUCUGUCUAUUCCAGGCUAUUUCUAGUCCCAGGAAUCCUGUUAAUGACAUGCUAACACCCAGGUAUGCAGAUCCGCUCUGUCACUGGUAGUAGGUAGCGUUUAGUGUAUCUUGAAGCCAAUUACUUCUGUCUAUUUGAGGGUUUUGUUUUGUUGAAGAGUUUAUCAGGGGCCAUCUCUUUAGUGAAGGACCUUAAAUUAGCACCAGUGCGCAUCCUCCCCCUCUGUACAGGAUCUCAAAUUAGCCCCUGUCCUCCUGCAAUCUGUCUUCACUCAGUUAAAAGACUCGUCCUCAAUGUCUCUCAAACAUUUUUUGGCAGCCUCAUAAGGAGUUAAGCUUCACCAAAUACAACAUCUGAAUUUCUGCUGACAUUUACGGCUUUCGGGGUUGUAAAUGCACACACACUGAUCACGCAAGGUCAAACACAAGGUGUACACAUGCAACCCAGGGGUAUUUCUGUCAUCGACACACACUAUCGUCACUCCUGAGCCCUAGGAGCCCGACGAGCCUCGUACAAGAAGUUCCUUUUGUCGCCUGCCUGUCAAUCCAAUACGGUUGCUGGCAGUGACUCAACUUCAUUAUUAACUUCCCACGGCUGAAAACCACUGAACUCUCUCGGAACAAAGUCACAGAGGGAGAGUCCUAAAUGGGCCUCAUUCUCCCUGCUAGCUGGUUGGAAACAAGUAAAGAGCAGGAGGGCUGAAAAUAAGAAACCGUGAAGACAAAAACGUGUCUAAAGUCUACACUGAACUGUUUAACCAAAAACUACAACUACUACUACAGCUUUUACAGAGGCAGUUUGUCAUUUUGGCAAAAUAAUUCUUGUUCUCUACUUUGCUGUGCAGGCAGCACACCUAUGUAUUUACACUAAAAAUGGGGUUGGAGCCAGAGGAGGUGAGCUAAGCUUGUUACAGAGGUGGAAAAGGGGUACGAGGCUGACAUGAGGGCCUCACCUAACAGAAUUUACUUGUAUGUAUGCUGGCGUACACAAUCUGGCCUUAGUUUUCUGUCUGGUUUUCCUUCUUUAGUGGUUCCACACAUGAACAAGAUACAGGAUGUGUUGAGUUGUGGUUUCCUGAUGUACAGAAAUAAAUUAACAAUAAAUGUGUGAAUAUAUAACAGGAUUGAAGUGAUAUGACUGUGAGCUAAACACACAUAUUCAAUGCAAUGCGAUAACAUCUGAGGUCAAAUAAUACUCUCUGAUAGCCGCACUGGGGCGCUUCAGGCCACACCAUUACAAUUUAACACACGGCGACUGUGAUAAAUGUAAAUAUCGUCAGAUAUAAAACCUAUCCAUGGUACGUAACAAUCAGAACAGAAUUAUAUCUUUAGCACACAUAUAUGGUGGAAACAUGUAUUACUAGCCCGCGAUAACAGUUCCUUACAAGUUCCUUCAAAACAUUAUUCUUAUGUUGACUUUGUUGACUAUGUCAGAGGACUGAUGGGAACGGAAUUAAUCGAAGGGUAGUGGGAGUAGUUUUGCAUGCAUGCGUGUUCAGAUCACUCCUGUUGAGACAUCACCACAAGCUCAAAUCCAUAUCACAGUGUAGAAGCUUUGUUAUCUUCGCGAGUGGGCCACAAAAAUAUGCAAAAGCAAAAUUUUCUCCAAGUCGGAAUUGUUUUAAGCAAAUUAGAACAACAAAACAUGAUGUAGAUGGCGUACACGCUAAGGCGUGAACAAUACAACACAACCUUGGCAGGAACUAGCCAAGAUUCAGUCCAUAGAUAAUCAUAUCACAUGGAAUUAUAAAAAUAAAUUGUGAUUUCGUGGACUCUUUGUAUGUGAAAUAAGCAUCAUUAAUGUUUUCCUGAUACACCUGCCCCAAUAGCUGUAUCUAUGCUAAUCUCUGCACAGGCCGCCAUUGUUUACUCUGCCUGAGUUACCCCCUCUUCCCCUUAAAUGACGCUGAGUGGUCCAGUCAUUCUCAGAUGGUAACAGGCAGAAAAAGCAGCAGAAAGAAGUUGCAAGUGAGAUACUUACACUCCUAACUAAUUCAACUCAGACAAAUCUACUCUGUACUUUUUUUUUAACAACAUCUCAUAAGUUGCCAGAAACCCCGCUGAAGGCUCUUUCUCUGUCGUUUUGCGUGUGCAGGAACAGGAACCUGUAAGGGUUUUCCAUCUGCUGGAUGAAUUUUUCAUUUCAUUUUCACAUCUUCUUGAAUGCCCCAAAAAGUUUUAAAUGACAAAAACAAGGUGACAGCCACUGUCCAUGAACAAGAGAAGAAAGUGAAUUUAAGAUCUCCUCUGUCUUCGUUAUGUAACCCAAAACUUUCAGUGUUAAUGUUUUCAGGGACAUUGCUAACUUUUUUGCGUUCUGUCCGAGUCUAUCUAACCAAAGGCUUUGAGACCAGCGUUACUUCUUUAGGCGUGUCAGCGAGGAUAACCAGUCAAUCGAGGAUAGGUAGCUCAAAAUCAGUCCUACCCUCCCCGCUGUGUUUAACUGGAUAGACUAUCCUUAAUUAGAUCCAACCAAAGCUGCUGGUUUAAGUAGAACUCCAUCACCUUCAAGAUUUAACCUUUGUGAUGUAGUCAGUUUUUGGUCUAACCCAAGAAACAAUCCCUUGAAAAGUGUCUAAAUAAAUGACCCUCUUGUACUAGUUAGGGCUCUUUGGAAACAGACACUAAUGUACAGCUGAGGUUUGCACAGAAACACACACUCUGUGCGAGCAGAGGGAGAGCCUGGGGGGGAUUAGGUAAUCAUUUGUGAUACACAGCCUCAGAAAUAGAUACACUGAUGGAGAGGACAGAGAGUCAUGAUGUUUGUUGGAGGGCAGAUCACGUAAAAGUGGAGCAGCUGGAGCAAAGGGACCAAAAAAACGCAGAAGAAGAAGAAUCAGAGCAAAUUAGACAGAAACAUGAGGGCGAAGGAGAUGGAGCAAGUCAGCCAUUAGCCAAGAUUGCCAUCAGACAUUAACAUCAUUUCAGACUUAUGGUGGUGACUGAUAGUCUGACUAAGAUAAUAUUUAUUUUGAGCAGUGUUUAUCCAAGAAAAACUGACCAGGCACACAGAAAGGACGACUAUCUCUGUCUGUUUGGCUGACAAUAAGCUGCAGGGCUCGUUUCUUUAAGGUUGCUAUCACUGCAGAAAGUUUCAGUCAUUUGUAAACUAAGAAGAAAAGACUUUGCUAACACAAAAAGCUAACUUAUUUAGCACUGUGCACCUCCGUUAGGUGGACAUGCUUCCGUCAAUCAUUCUACUUGGUCCAUUGCUUGAAAACUGAGGCAAGGACAGUAGUCCACUUAGUAGCAUUAGCUUCGUUUACAUGGGCACAAAUAAUCGGAAUAAAUGCCCGAUGACGAUCGGAAGAUUCUGAUCAAAUUCGGCUCAAUCGAAAAAAAAAAAAAAAAGUAUUCCGAUCAAAAAGGGUGGUUUAUGCCGAUCGUUAUUCUGAAAUGCGUUCUUGUAAACACUUAUUCUGAACGUGACUCUCUUACCUGACUCAGUCUUCACUCUUUAGCCCCUGGUUUAUUUACUGAGGUCAGUCCAGGAGGUUUCUUUAUUUACUUCGGGCUUAAAACACAACCGCGGGUGCCGUGUCUGCUCCUGUGGUAACGUAGCAAGGCGUGCAUACAGCGUGAUGAUGUCAUAUCUGCACGCACACUACACCCUUUGACAGGACAGUAAAAUAAGUGAGCAAGGGCGCCAUCUAGUGACAGCAUCUAACAGAGGGGGAACACUCCUGAAUUGGAUGAGUGUUGGUUUGUUGACAGCACAGGCGUCAGUACAACUCUUCUUCUUCUUCUGCGGUUGUUUUAGAGAAAUUAGACAACUCUGCGCAUGCCCAAACGCUUCUAAUCUGAAUUAAACUUUACGCCAAUAUAAACAGUGGAUUCAGAUUAUCCGAUUCCUCAAAUUUUUAAUCGGAUCAAGAAAUUUUGCACAAGUAAACAUGGCUGCUGUCACUACCUUAGAGGGUGGAUCAGCAGUAAAUGGCAUUGGCGAAUUCAGUUUGCGUUUGGCCUUUCACUGCAUAAAAUCUGAAAAGAAGCACUCGCUGGAUGCCCUGCAGUAUUAAAAAUUAAAACAAAGUACCAUAUGGAAGCCUUUCAGCGUAAAAUAUGUAAAUACAGUACCCUCUACAUGAAACCCACAGAACAGGUAAAGGGACCAAAAUGUUAAAAGUUAAACUUUAUAGGAAUAUACUAACAAAGACACUUUUAUGCAGACUCUGACAGGGCUUGCUUGACUUCUAGAGCCAUCUUUAAGUAGACACUGCAGGCACAUGCAUCAUGGGAAGCGUUGACUCUAAAGCUUUAUCCAUCAUUCGACUAAAACCCUAAUAGCUCACUCUCAGGAAAGUGUAAACUCAUUAAUUGCAAUCGCUUGAUAAGGGUCUGUGACAUAAUACUCAGUAUUAACUCUUCAAUUUGGGGACCUUGGCGCUUAAAGCAGUUGGUUUACUAAUCCAAAGAUGAUGUGUGAGUGGAUGGCAUGCAUGCCUUGUGGGACUUUACAGGAGACACAGACAGUAUGCGCCUGCCUAUAUGUGUACAUCCAGAGAGUGUGUGGUUGUCCUGCUCAUUCAUUCUGUGCAUGUGAAUGUGUGCGUUUGAAUCUUUAAUGCAGAGAGCCUAAUCUUUAUUUAAUCACAAACUGUUCUGAGUGCUUCCCUGACAGAGACGAGUGGGAGGGUUUAAUAGGAGACUACAGCAGAGUGGAUGUUUGGUCGAUGAUGUUGGGUUGCCAGGUUUGAUUCCUCCAGGAGUUUUCUCGCACCCUGUUGGCUGCUGUUGGUUUUGAUUGGCAACCGACUGUUUCCACGAUGAUAGAAAAGCUUCCUGAAUGGGGUUGAAGCGGCAGGAAUGAGCAAAUAAAAGUGCUGAGUCAACAAGAACACAUCCACACAAAACCAGCACAGUGCCGCUCUGUGUACGAAACACACACUGUCUGUUCAUUGGAACAGAUUCGACACACACACUCACAAACACACACACUCCAACCAGCACACGUUUCCAGUCUUUUGGGCAUUAAUUGUAUAUUUUAUUGAUGCAGGACUCCACAAGGGGGAUGUAUUUGUACACUCCACACUGGCAUCAUUGUUCCGUCUCUCUGUGGACUGCCAUGGAGGUGUGUUUUCAUGCUUAAUUGUCUCUGGGUUUAGUAAGGAUGGGGACAAGUUUCCCUUGCAGCAUAGCAACAGCAAGUAAAAUAAGGAACAACUGGGCUUGGAUCUUAAAACACACUGUCACGUAAUGUGUUGAAUAUUUUAUCGGCCUUUAUGGAAGUAAAGGCUUUUCUUUGGAAGAGUGUGCGCAUGUGUCUGUAUCUAAGCUGGAUCCAAAUUUCCAGAAAACACAGUUCAAGUACAGUAUGCAUGAGCCAAUGUGUAAAGUAGCUAUGGUCCUCUUAAAUGUCUUAAUUGUGAAGUCUCUUGCACUGGAAAUCUCAUAAGAAGUCACCCAAGCAGAUCCCUUCCCUGUGUAUUAAAUGUAAACAAAGUAACCUCUGAAUGUAUUUAAUGUAGAAAAAGAGCAACAUGGAUUGUCUUCCCAAAUAUUACUACAAACAAAUUGUCCUCUUGAUGAGCUUCUGCUGUAUUAAAUGUACAUAAAGUACCUUCUGGAUGCCCCUCAACAGAAUUAAAUGUAAACAAAGUCACCUCUGGAUGCCAUUUCAGUGUAUAAAAAGUCAACAAAGACCCAUAUGGAUGGUAUUCCAAAGUAUUAAAUAUGAACAAAAUACAGGAUGUAAACAGAGUACCCUCUGAAUGCCCUUCUAUUAUAUUAAUUUUAGACAAAGGCCAUUUUUGGCUAUAUAGUGUACUAAAUGUAGACAAAGUGCCCUCUGGAUACCUUAUCAAUGUAUUAAAUGUAGAUAGAGUACCCUCUGGAAAAUUUACAGUGUGAACAAAUGUAAACAAAAUGUCAUCUGGAUGCUGUUUUAAUGGAUUUUUAUCAACACGGUGCCCUCUAGUGGCUCUUGCAGUAGAUAGAAUGUAAACAAUGUACCCUCCGAAUGCCCUUCUAUUAUAUUAAUUUUAAACAAAGGCCCUUUGUAUUGGUUUCUAGUGUACUAAAUGUAGACAAGGUACCCCCUUGAUACUUUUCCAAUGUAUUAAAUGUAAACAAAGUCCCCUGGAUACCUUUCCGUGUAAACAAACGAAACAAAGUGUCAUCUAGAUGCUGUUUUAGUGAAUGAAUAUAAACACAGUGCUCUCUAGUAGCUCUUGUAGUGAAUAGAAUGUAAACAAAGUACCCUCUGAAUGCCCUUCUAUUAUAUUAAUUGUAGACAAAGGCCCUUUUGUAUGGCAGUCUAGUCUUAGAAUGUAAAUAAGGUGCUCAUAAGGUUUUGUUACCUUGUAGUUUUCAAUGUUUGUGCCUUAAGAAUAUUCAUCUCAGAGCCUUUAAUGGUGUGCAGCAGCGGCCUUUGAAACCCUCCAUCCCCUUGCCAAACAUCCUGAGUACACAGCUGAGAUGGACAAUAUCUAAUAAUGCUCAACUCUGCACCUUUUUGUAUCUUUACACACACUCGGCAUCUCUAAGAGGUCCUAUUAUACUCAUUAUGUCACCCUGGGACACCUUCAGAGAAGCUUUGCAUUAGCCAUCAUUAUGUUAGCUGCCAUUAUAACAUCACAUAUAAUUUGUCAUUCUGAGCUUUGAUAGUCUUUAUACCUGUAAAUCCAGCUCCUGUUGGUUUUUGUCAUCGGCCAGUACAUUCACAAAUACAGAUUUUAAAAAAUACAUGAGUCUAUCUACAUUUUAACUAUUUAUUUGUGUCCAACAUAUGUGCUCAGUAAAUCAGGCCCCUUUUUAACAAAUGGUCAAACACUCACAGAUAGGCUCUGACAGCAUCUGUUCUCAGGUGAGGUAGCUGCCAAACUGCUCACUUGCUGCUCACUCGUCCUUAAUCUUUGAUUCCUUUAUCAAAAUCCUGUUUGCCAAUAAUCUGGAGAUACAGUGCGAGUUUGUCUAACAUGGCCCCGCUUGCACCUGGUUUAAAAAUGCAUCUUGGGAGAUUGGAUCACAAGAGCUAAGCUUGUGAAAUCUCUUUUCUCGAACCACUUGCAGCAGUGGCCUUGAACUCAUAUGACCACAUAAUCAUUGCAGAGCGUAAACGGCAGAGGUUUCUAUUAGAUUUACUAGGCUGGGAGAAACAACAGGGAAUUUCAACGAUGCCAGGUUUAAAAAAGAGACGUAUACGAGAAUAAAUGGCGUGCCAACAGUGAAGCCAAAACAAUAGAUUAUCAGCGACAUCCUUCAUCUCUCAUUGUCAAUGGAGAUUAUGAGAGACCUUCAACGUCCUGGCUUAAAAAUAAGAAAAUAGAAGGAUAACAAACACCUCAACCCUUUAGAAAGUUUUGACAUGAAAACAGAAGUAAGCUGCAAAGACCAACAACUCUAAACCUGUUGUAGAAUUAGAUUGUGUGGGAAACCUUUGACUUUGGAGCGAGCCUCUAGUGGUCAUUCAAUGAACUGCAGUUUUUUUGCACCUUUGGCUACAGGCUACUUUACUAUUUGGAGCUCCCCUCAUUAACUGUCUGCUUUUUAGACCAUUAAAAGACAUUUUAAAGGACUUUGUCUUUAAUCUACCAGAUGUGAAACAGGCCGAUCAGUUAGACACGGACAGCUGGGCAGGAUUUCAUGCACUUCUCACCACAUUCGUACACUGAGGAUGCUGUAGUGAAAAGAGACCGUCAGUAGUGACUAAUUCCACUUACACGCUGCAGACUUGAGUCACGAGAAGCAAUUUGUGGUUUGGUGUUUUGCCUAAUGACACUUUGGCUUGUGAUCAAACCACCAAGAAAAAACACACUCCUCCUCUGAGCCACAGCCGCCAAACCUCAACCGCUUUUCUUGCUUUUAAAAAAAUCAUCUUGACAUUAAACUUUGACUACUUAAAGUGGUGACUUAAUUUCAUUUCAGCUGGACUUUUACAGACUUUAGCGUGAAUAUUAAAACUCCACUAACCGAUGGCGGUCAUUAAAACCUGUUUGUUUUGGAGAUACCACGAGCGAAGCUGUAAUGCUCAGCGACAUCCAGUGAAAGUAAUACUAAUUUCCCAUGCUGUCUAAUUAAUGAUAUCUCCAAGGUGACAGUAAGUAGGAAACUGUGUAGUUCUGUCUCUUGUGUGAGACUUUAUGACACAUAAUUAUACUACAGCUGCUGCCACUGAUAUGAAAUCUGAUUAACUCCACAGACAGAAGCCAGACCCUCAUUAAAACCACCUGACUAUAAUUAAACAAUAUUACAUUGCAUUCAUUCAGAUGCUAAUUUAAGACCUCACAGUAUUUUUCCACCUAGAGAUUUGCAUCUUUUAAAUGCAAAUGAAGAGAUUAUAUCCUUUUUUAAACUUUUUGUUGGAGACUGAAAUUGAAAAAUAAAGUAAAUAUGAAUUCAAGCUAAAAUUCUCAGAUUUACUUAUUUAAAGCUCCUGAUAAUAACUUUAGGUUUGUGGAUUUAAAUGCAUAAACAUCUUUGUUUUUCUUUAGAGCUGAAAAAAGUGGUUAAAAUCAGAGAAAUCAAAGUUAUCAUUGUAAGGUUUCUCGACAAAUGUGAAUCAUAACUAAAUGUUUUAAGAGGGAACUUUUGCUCCAAUCUUUCAGGCACAUGAACAUCUGGAUGUCCAGAUGUUUCAGCCUUUUUUUAGCCUUUUUUUUUAGGCGCUGGUUUCCAUAUAUACACACACAUAAACCCCGAGUAAUAGCAUCUGUAAAAAGUCUCUUCAGGGAAACAGGAUGGCUUUUAGUUUCUCCUUUAAAAACCCAGAGUCAGCCUGUCCUUGUUUCCCUGCACUGUACGCCUUACGCACGUGUCUAGUGUGUGUGCCCUGAUGUGUGUAUACGUGUGUGUGCGUGUGUGUGUUUGUUGGCGAGAGGGAGGGGACGCUGUCAUCUUCACACACAGGAUCACGGGAUCCUCUCCUCUCUCUGUGUCUACCGCUGCAGAAAUCCUCCCAUCUGUCGCUCCUAAUCAGCAGAGAGCAGCUUGCAUGUUCACAGGGUCUUACAGGGGGAUGACAUCUCUCUCUCUCUUUCUCUCUCUCUCUCUCAUGCACACACACACACACAUACACACACUGUAAGAUUACACUAAUACUGACACAGCAAAGCAAACUGCAGCAUCACAUCCACCUUUGACCUUUACUCAAAUAAUCAUCAUAGCGAACCUUAAAGUCAUGCUUUAAAUAUUCACCAUUAUAAGAAUCGUUUAAAGUAAAUCCUCCUUUUCUCCAAAUACUUUUAUUGGUUCUUCUUAUUUGCAGACUCCUCCAUUAGUCAGAGUAUUUCGCUCUGUUAUGGGGCGCUCACACCAAGCAUGAGUAAAAUCAUCUACUCGCUUACCUCGCAUGAAUCUAGCCGGGUGAAUGAGUUGUAUUUACUUGUUUUUUUUUUUACAAUUUACCAGGUAAUCAAACCUCCACACUGACUUGCCUCCAGGCAGGCAACCGCACACCGACACGAUCAGUUUGUCCUACAUUUUAGAUACCAGUGAACAAAUGUCACAAGCCACUCAGAGCUCAGAGGAGGGCCAGGAGAGUGGGAGGGGACGAGUCGAAACUACGGGAGAGGGGUGUGUCGAAUACAGCGAGGUGAUUGGAUGGAGUGGCGGAGCAGGAGAUUGACCAAUAGGAGCUGUCCAGGACGGAUGGCUCCCAUUGGUCAAUGUUUUUUGUAGCCCUGCACCUGCUAGAGUGAAUGAAUUUUUUCCAUUCUUUUUUCUCUUCACUUUGCAGAGAUCGCACUAUAGGACCAUGAUCGCCAUAGUAACGAGGUUUAUAAUAAUUACCAAUCUUUCCAAUCGUCAACCAUGCCUUUAUUUUACUCGCGCUUCAUGUGUGGAGACAGUUAGGCCGAAAGCAGCAGCCUCCUGACUUAAAAAAAUGCAGUUCCUUGAGUGUCCACUUGAGGCUGGCUGCAAAAGCACCAGCCACCACAUACACACCCAUGUAAAAAAGCCCAUCAUUGGAGCAAAUUUGAUUUCUUCACAUUUUUUACUCUCUGAGUUCAACUUCACCACCCUUCAGGGGAAAUCAUCACAUAAGAGUUUUAUAUAACCCAACCCUGAUCAAGUUUGAGUCCACGAAGUGAGCACCCUACUGCAGAUUUACAACCCUGUCAUGCCACAGAGCAGAAAUAAAAUGGUAUUAUAAAAUCCAUCUGAGAAAAAUGUAUUAAAGAUGAUUGGAGCAGUAAGUGACGCUGAAGGUUUGCAUGAGAUCCCUCAACGAUCCCUGCAGUGUAAUCUAACAAUAGCCGCUGUGUCACGAGACUCCUCUGAGGUAUUUGUGUAUUGUAGCAUGAGGAAGAUAAAAAUAGACUUUUCUGUCUUUUUAUCUCUCCGUUUCUUCGAGUCUAUCCAUCCAGCGUAAUUGCUCAUUUCAGGCUCCAAACGAAAAUAGCAGUCAGAUCGCGUUUGACGAGAUAAAGCGGUGAAAUCAGAGAGGAGAGAGAGAGUGAUGAAGGAGUAAAGGAAGGUGGUGUAAUCUCAUAAUUCUUAUCAAUCAUACACAGAUCACAGAUAUAUAAAAAUCAUCUGUUUUCUCUCCUCUCUCCUCAGGUCUGUCCUGCACUCCCAUCCUGCCGCCUCGUCGGGGAUCCUUCUACGUAGAGAGCGGCACCGGCGUGUCGAUCGGCAGCCUGUUGACCUUCUGGUGCCGAGAAGGAUACCAGCUGGUCGGCAGUGACAAAAUACAAUGUACUGUGAAGAAAGGCAAAGCGCUGUGGAGCAACUACCUGCCUGUCUGUGAAGGUACGAAGGUUAAUUUAAUCACUGAGGUCGAUUCAUUAUUCAGUAUGAACUUCUUCUCCUUCUACAUCUAGUUAUCUUUGACUUCAACGCUAUAUGCUGCUUAAAGACUAUCAAGGGGGAAUUUAAAGCUCCUGUAAGAGACUGAAAUUCAUACUAAUGCUUUUUUAUGAUAAAUAAAAGUAAAAAAGAGCAUCAAAAGUAGGAUCUUGUCAUUUUUAUCGCUGUAACAUAAAACAUUAACAGUAAUUGUUACUUAAACUUAAAGUUCCACUCCGAUUUAUUUUUUUUUUACUACUAAUGCUUUUUUAUGAAUGAAUGAAAUAAAACCAAAAAGAGCAUCAAAAGUAGGAUUUGUGAUUUAAAUAUCGCGAUCUUCACGCUAGCUUGUAGCCUAACAUUGCCAGUGUAGUAGACAUAGCAGGUAACAUAGGAGCUAUUCAGCUUUCAGACACUAAUGUCUUUGUGGGCAUUAUGAAAGUUAAUAUCAUACUUAACUUUCUUAUGAGCAUCGCAAUCCGCUAACCCACACGCUUGUUCUGUGAUCGUCCUCUCUACUUCUCCGAGUCUGGCCAAAACAGAGCAGAAAUACUCAGAAAUGUAGUUUUGCAGUUAUUUUGCUCAUGAUAUGUCCUAGACAACAAGAAAAACAUGAUUUUCAUAGGACUGGGUCUUUAAAAAAGUCAGCAAGAUGAAGUUUGUCCACAGGGGGCGCCAAAAUUAAGACAAAUUGAACAUUCCUUACAGAUGCUUUAAAUAAACACAACAAAUCUGAAAAUGUUUGACAACAGCAAACAGGUUUUUACAAGAGCUAAUAUCAAAAUUACCACAGGGGAAUUUUACCACAACAGAGGACAGAAGUUUAGAAGUCGUUUAUCGUUUUUAGGAGGAAAGUUGACGAUUAGUUUUAUGAUUUAUAAAGUGAACAUAAUGAGUUUUGAGAGAGAGAGAAAAUGUGUAUCAUAUUAGAUUUUGUAGACCAAUAUAAGGUUCUAUUACUGUACACUAUAGUAUAAGGCUGGACUUUCCCACCUGGUUAUGACUGAAAGUCACUCACAGUUUAUGUGUCAGACAUGCUCAGGGAAUAUCGCCGUCUUUGGCGAUCAAAUGUCAAACGGUGUCAUGUGGAUUUAACAUCUUUCCGAGGGGCGAAAACAACCUUUAUAUCUGAGGAGGAAGAGAAAAUGUCAGUGUUUCUGCUCAGGGAAGAUUCUGUUGAAGACGUUUGCCACCUUUUAUUUUCAGUCAGUCCUCAGGAUGAGAGUGUAAUAAAUCGAAGUUUAAAAGACAGUUUUCCUUUUCAAACUAUAAAGGUGUUUCUACUGCUUUCCUACAGUUUACCUGCUUGCUGAAAUCGGCCUCCAGGCAGACCUUAAACACUGUUGUUAGCGUCUGGGAUUUUGGGAUAUAAUGAGUAUAAAAGUAACCUAGUCUGAAAUGUCAUAUCUGCCCUCACAGCAAUCCCUCGGCCCGAGGACCGUGGUCUGAGAGUAGCCGUGCUGGCCUCGGUCGUGAGCGGCAUCGUCAUUCUCGCCAUGUCUCUGUCCUUCCUCAUCUGCUGCCUGCAGGAACGAUCCGGACGGGAACGAGCCAAGAAAGAGGGACGGAGCAGGUAGGACAGAGGAGAUAGAUACCAAGAGAAACCCUCAUUAGUAUCACAGCGUGUCUCUUGUGAUAUGAGAACCACUGAGCUGAGGUUGUUCGCUCCUCAGGCGCAGAGAUAAACGUACGACACGACGGAGCGAGUGUUGGCUGGAGAGAGAAGAGGGUGAGUGGGAAUCUUUCCCUCCUCCGAAGAUCUUCCAUCUGUCACAGAGGAUGAACCCCCGACUUGCUCCAGACAGCCCCCUCUACCUGACCGCAGGACUCAGUGGAUAUGAGAACAGAGGAUACCAGAGGUAAACCAUCUCAGAGAACCAAAUCAACCACAAAAGUCUCGUCAGAAAACUGUGAUCUUAAUCUCUUUCCUCUUCCUGUGUCUCUCAGGAGUCAGGAGAGUUUGCUGAAGGCCUCCAUGCCUCCUGGACUCUACCGCUCCGAGUCUCAGCUUUACCCACACGUCGUCCUGCAGAGGGUCCCCACUCCUACAGCGCCCUCCGCUCCUUCUGCUCCAUCUGCACCCUUCUACAUGCACGUCCCUCCUUCGGCCUCUGCCUCCUCCACGCCCGCACACACGACCGCCCACAACCAGCCUCACAUGAUGGGGCAGUACCCCACCCCGACGUACCCGCCAAACCCCAACACAUCUGUGCCAGUAUACCCCCAUCCGACACCGGCGCCUAUCUACCCCAACCCCAACCCCACACCACAGCGCCCGUGGCAGUAGCUACACCUACAACCGUCAUCUACGCAAGGAACUGAGUCCUCCUGCUGUGGACGUGGAAAAAAACAGGAAAAGACGGGGUGUCACAGCCGUGAUUCGGAGGCGUUUGAAGUCGUCCCCUCUUCGAAAGGAAGUGUAGAAAUGGAGAUGCAGCCUGAGUAGAAGCGCCCCCUUUUUAUUGCAUGCUUGCUGGACUUUUCCUGGCUCUUGGAUGCGACAAGAACUGAAAACUCUGAAUUUUCCCCGUAGGAGGAGCUCCUUGGAGGACGUCUCGCUUCAUUUUAGCCGACAGAAAUUACAAGAAAGGUCAGAGUAGGCGCCGACAAGGGAACACAGGAAGUUUGACUCUAAGGUGGGACAUUUGUGGAAGAAUAACCUCCAUGGAGAGACGCUGCCGCCGUUGAGGCAGCUCAACCACUCAGAAAUGAGGACUUCUUAAAAAGCCAAUGAUGUUCCUUCGUAUCUGCUUCCCAAAGGUCACAGAAAUCUGUGUUUUUGGCUUUACCACUAAACUUAACAAACUGUUCCCAGUCUCUCAAAUAUCUAACAUCAUGACGGUCACUUUAGAGCUCUGAAACAGACCGAUACUUUGGAUGGAGGAUCAGGAAAACACUGUGAUUCAAACGCAUCAGGUUUCGUGUUUUUUUUUGUACACAUUUUAAAAUCGAUCGUUUCUUCAUCAUCAGCUUUUUAAACUUAACAUGCAUCUGUCUCCGUUUGUUUUCUUCUGUUUUAACUGCCAUAAACUCAUCCUCUAACUUUUUUUCUUUGUUACUGGACAAAAGUUCGUACGAAGCCCAGGAGGUGACAUUAACUUUAUUUUUUUCAUUCAUGCAUUUUAGUAUAUCGCAGGUGCAAUUUAGUAUCUCACUUGUGGGUUUUAACAUAUCACAGGUGCAAUUUACUAUCUCACACAUGUGUUUUAGCAUAUCGCAGGUGCAAUUUAGUAUCUCACAUGUGCGAUUUAGUGUAUCAGGUGCGAUUUGGUAUCUUGCACGUGCGUUAUAAUAUAUUGCAGGUGCAGUAUAAAAUCUCACACAUGCGUUUUUAUUAUCAAGGGUGCAAUUUAGUAUCUGGCACAUGCAUUUUAGUAUAUCACAGGUGCAAUUAAGUAUCUCGCACUUUGUUUUAUAAUAUCACAGGUGCGAUUUAGUAUCUGGCACAUUUAUUUUAUUAAAACGCAGGUGCGAUUUAGUUUCUCGCACAUGCGUUUUAGUAUAUCGCAGGUGCGAUUUGGUAUCUCGCAUGUGCGAUUUAGCAUAUCUCAUGUGCAGUUUAGCAUCUUUGUACGUUAUUUUAUAUCGCAGGUUCGGUUUAGCUGUUGGUUAAUCACUUCCUGCAAGUCAGAAUAUCGCUGAUGACGUUGAUGAGGCUCGCAGAGGAUAAUUUACAAAAAUGCUUUCGCAAGAUACGUAUAAAACGCACGUUCGAGAUACUAAAUCGCAUGUGCGAUAUAAUAAAAACGUAAAUGCGAGGGAAAAAAAAUCAAAGUUCAUGUCACCUCCUGGGCUACGUAAGUUAGUUAUUAACAUGCAAAAUGGAUUUUUUUGUUCAUGUGAAAAAAAGUUUGUACAUUAUAACAAACAUGAGGAGUUCAGAGUCACUGCUGAAGGUGGCUGCGGUGGUUACACACUGGAAACUGAUGAUGGAGAAACUUCAGUCUUCACUCAAACUCUCUUAACUUUUGCUGCAGCUGUUUCCCCGACAGUCAUCGUUCCUCUUGAAAUAAAUGACCUUCAUUUUGUCCUUGGUCUCCAAACAUGCAUCAGAAACCUUCUCUCUCUCUCUUGUUUGACGUUUUAGUCCUCACUCUAGCCGUGUGAGGAUUUCUGUUUUCUGAAUAGAAGGACUCGAAUAGACACGCUAACAAAUCUGCACUUUACAUGUUUGGAAGGAGGGAGGGGGGAAGAAAUGGUUUGGACUGGACUGUCCUGAAUAUUUCUCUUACUGUAAACUGUUUGUUGUAUAAUAAUGAUAACAAUAAUAAUAAUAAUAAUAAGACUGCCAUUAAAACUGAAUAAAGAGACUUUUGUUUAGUUGAAAA